This is a messenger RNA of Caenorhabditis angaria, 1227 nucleotides long. Lineage: Eukaryota; Metazoa; Nematoda; Chromadorea; Rhabditida; Rhabditidae. The record is from the annotation of a GenBank genome assembly.
CUGGAUAACUCGGCUGAUCCACUUUCAACAAAUCGAAAUCGUGGCGGAGGAGGAGGAGUUAAUGCGAAUUUUGAGGAUGAAAGUGGAGAGGGAAAUAGUAUUCUACCAAAACAGGCGAAUGGAGAAUAUAUCAGUUUGACUGCGCAGGAUUUGAAUGAUUCGGAAGAUGAUGAUGAUGAUGGGGUAAGGGGUUUUUGAUUGGAAAUUUUGAUUUUGAACAAAAAAUUGAAAAUCAGGUUUAGGCUCAUUUUGAAGCUCUUGAAAUUAUCUACAAAAUGAGUCUAAAUUUAAUUUUUCAAAAAUUAAAUUCAGGAUUUUUGAUAAUCUUUUAAUUUUUUUUUUUUUGAAAAAUAUUUUGGCUGAAAUUUUCGCCUAAAAUUCAAGAAUUUCGAGCUCAUCUUGUAGCUCUUGAAAUUUUCAAAAAAUUAAAUCCAGGAUUUUUGAGCUAGAAUUUCAAAAUUUAUUUUUUAUAAUCUUUCAAUUUUUAAAUUUUGAAAAAUUCAGCUUUUGGACCAAAAUUCACAAAAAUCAAAAAAAUAUUUCGAGCUCAUCUUGUAGCCCUUGAAAUUCUCUACAAAAUUAGCCUAAAUUUAAAUUUUAAAAAAUUAAAUUUGGGCUCAUUUUGUAGAGAAUUUCAAGAGCUAUGAGUUGAGCCUAGAUUUAAUUUUUGAAAAAUCAAGUUCAGGUUUAUUUUGUAGAUAAUCUCAAGAGCUACGAGUUGAGCUCAAAAUUAUUGAUUUUUGAGCUAGAAUUUUAGCCAGAAUUCAGAUUUUUAAAAAUUAAAUUUAGGCUCAUUUUGUAUCCCUUGAAAUUUUCUACAAAAUGAGCCUAAAUUUAAUUUUUCAAAAAUAAAAAAAAAAUAAAUUUGGGCUCAUUUUGUAGAGAAUUUCAAGAGCUAAAUACGAAAUGAAUACAAAGUUAAUUUUUGAAAAUCCUAAUUUUGGCGGAAAUUUCCGGUUAAAAUUCAUGAAUUUCGAAUUGAUUUUGAAGCCCUUAAAAUUCUCUAUAAAAUGAACCUGAAUUUAAUUUUUGAAAAAAUUUUCAAAUUUGAGAUGUUCAGCCAAAGAUAGGUUUCUGAAAAAAUCAAUAAAACUUGAAAAUUCCUGUUUUUUUUUAAGUCUUCAGAAUUCUUGAAAAAAUUCCUCCAUUUUUCAGGGCGACCGUAGUUCAAUGGACCUCGAUUUCGAACUCCAACAAUUGGGUCUCGAACCGAUUGGAAGACCUUGA